AUGGGUGAAAGAAAGGUCUUACACAAAUAUUAUCCAACAAACUCUGAUCCGAGCAAUGUUCUCCGGAUCCAAAUACCCAAGAAUCAGCAAAACAAGGUUAGAGCGAUGCUUCCGUUUCCAAUUCGAUGCAACACAUGUGGGAACUACAUGAAGGCAGGUACCAGAAUCAACUGCCUUCAAGAAGAAGUAACCGGAGAAACCUACUUAGUCAUUAAGAUCUAUAGGUUUUACUUCAAGUGCAGUAAAUGUUGCGCGGAGCUGAUAUUGAAGACCGAUCCAAAGAAUUCGAGUUUUGUGGUCGAAUCAGGUGCAACUCGCGUUACUAGCCUUGCUGAACAACACGAUGAGGAGAAGCAAGCCGAUGAGAGUGAAGAUACUAUGAAUUCUUUAGAUUAA
Camelina sativa (false flax) is the source of this 396-nucleotide messenger RNA. RefSeq lists its product as uncharacterized. The record is from RefSeq and is a predicted model, not a curated record. Lineage: Eukaryota; Viridiplantae; Streptophyta; Magnoliopsida; Brassicales; Brassicaceae. Gene Ontology annotation, biological process: mRNA splicing, via spliceosome. Gene Ontology annotation, cellular component: U2-type catalytic step 1 spliceosome.